This is a messenger RNA of Ctenocephalides felis (cat flea), 381 nucleotides long. RefSeq names its product thyrostimulin alpha-2 subunit-like. The coding region runs from base 1 to 381 and encodes 126 amino acids. Gene Ontology annotation, molecular function: hormone receptor binding. The record is from RefSeq and is a predicted model, not a curated record. Gene Ontology annotation, biological process: cell surface receptor signaling pathway. Lineage: Eukaryota; Metazoa; Arthropoda; Insecta; Siphonaptera; Pulicidae. The transcript has 3 exons.
AUGCAAUUAGCGGCUUCUGCCGUAUUGCUGCUUUUACUAACGACUUUUGGAGCAUUCGCAAACAAGUUGUGGUACAAACCGGGAUGUCAUCGAGUUGGACAUACCCGCGAAAUAAGCAUUCCAGGCUGUCGCAAAUUCACAGUGGCGACACAUGCCUGUCGCGGUUUCUGCGAAUCCUGGACGGUUCCGUCCAGACACGGAACCUUGGGUCCAUUACAUUCAAUAACUGUCCGUAACCAGCAAUUAGUGAGCGUCGGUCAAUGCUGCAAUAUCAUGGAUACAGAAGAUAUUGAAAUUCCUGCAGCCUGUUUGGACGGUCAAAAAAUUGUAACAUUUAAAUCUGCUACAAGUUGCUCGUGCUACCAUUGCAAAAAAGAAUGA